CAUAUUGUACGAGUAGAUACAAUGUGGGGUGCUACACGAUCGUCAGGAGCUUGCUUGCUGUGCACGAACCAUGUACAUACAUAGCUUGUUGCUGCGGCCUGCGCCUUGCGUUUCCUGCGUUGCCCCGCUCCCCCCACACACCCUCUCUCGCCUCUCCACGCAGCUGCAUACAUACCGGACUCAGACACCAGCGCUCAGUCAGGUAUCAUAGCCUACCCGAACAGCUCGCCGUCAAUUGGAAGCCCGCAAAUCUAUUCAAUCCGCCAGGAUCCCUCGUUGCCAUCAUAUCUUGUUUGCCGGUCCGUUCUUCACACUCCCCAGGAUGCCGCUCUUCAAAAUCAGCAGAGGUACCCUAUAUAAAGGACGUGCUCAUGUACCCGCCGUGAGAUCACUUCCAAUCAUCCCUUCCCUCCUCUUACUGCUCUCCGCCACAACCGUCGUGCUGUCGGCAACGCAGACAGUCUUCUCUACCCCGGUCGAGCAGCACAAUGCAGACUCUGCUCACCCUCCCUCCGACUGGCCGCAUGUCCCUUUCAAGACGCGAGGCCGCGACAUCGUCAACAGCAAAGGCGAAGUCGUCCACUUGGCGGGUGUCAACUGGCCCAUGAGCGGCGAGACGAUGAUCUUUGAGGGUCUUGAGUGGGCCUCGGCCGAGAACAUCGUGAACAACAUUGCGUCUGUUGGCUUCAAUUUUGUCCGAGCAGGGUAUGCAAUCGAAAUGGUCGACCAGAUCUAUGAGCGCAACGGAGCCGAUGUGCCAUUGGAAGAGGCCAUGGUUAACGCCCUUGGCCAGGUCAACGGAACCAAAGUCACUGAGAGCAUCAUCAAACACAACCCACAGUGGACAAAGACGACGACCCGCUUCGAGAUUUUCGGCGAUGUCGUCGACCUGGCCGCCAAGAAGGGCAUCUUCGUCCACCCAGAUGUGCAUGUUGGCAAGGCACAAUGGUGCUGCUCGCACACGGAUGGCAAUGCCUGGUUCGACGAUAUCUAUUUCCCUGCGUCGAACUGGAAGCGCGGCUUGGCCUACAUUGCCAACUUUGCCAAGAAACACUCGAACAUUGUCUCUAUGUCGCUGCGCAAUGAGCUGCGCUCCUCAUACAACGACACGACGCUUAUGUACAACUGGCAUACGCUCGUCGGCAACAUGACCGAGGGCGCCGACACGAUCUACAACGUGAACCCGGACCUGCUGAUCACCUGGAGCGGCAUGCAGUACGACGAGGACCUCAGCGCGCUGACCAGCGGAAAGAACCUGCUCAAUGCGCCGGCGUAUAAGGCCGACGCGAUCCGUGACUCGCUGCGCCGCGAUGCGCAGUACUUUGACCUCGACGCGCACCCAUGGGCGGACAAGCUCGUGUGGGAGCUGCACUUGUAUGGCUCGUCCGAGGUGCAGGACACGGGCGCCUGCGACAUUAUCGAGGCCGAGCUGUACCGUAACGGGUUUAAUGCGCUCGGCAUCGCGCCGCCCAAGGGGUGCGGCACGACCAAGGACUGUCCCAAGGCUGUGCGCCUCACGCCGGUCAUCCUGUCCGAGUUUGGCCAUGAGCAGGCCAGCUCGCUGUAUGACGACCUGCUGCAAAACUGCCUCAAGGAGUUCACAAAGAAGCAUGGCAUCAGUUGGGCCAUGUGGGCACUCGCCGGCUCCUACCGCAUCCGCUCUGGCGUCCAGGACUUUGAUGACACCUGGGGCCUCACCACCGCGGACUGGAGCAAAUGGCGCGAUCCGGAUACGGUUGAGCACUACUGGAAGCCGUGGGUACACGCCAUGCAACCGACCAAAUUGUAGAGUAACGAGUGAAGAACUGGUCAAAUUGCCAGCGAGCCCGAGCAAAAUCCGAAAUCA
This is a messenger RNA of Tilletiaria anomala UBC 951, 1846 nucleotides long. Its product is annotated as glycoside hydrolase family 5 protein. Gene Ontology annotation, molecular function: hydrolase activity, hydrolyzing O-glycosyl compounds. The record is from RefSeq and is a predicted model, not a curated record. Lineage: Eukaryota; Fungi; Basidiomycota; Exobasidiomycetes; Georgefischeriales; Tilletiariaceae. The coding region runs from base 323 to 1789 and encodes 488 amino acids. The transcript has 4 exons.